AUGGCAGCACCGAGUGCGCCUAGAGUCACAACGUCUCGUGUGAGCUAUCGGCCGGCUCCGUCUCCCUCUACAGGCACUUCACGCUGGUCUAAAGCUCGCUUGUACGAUUCAGAGGCGGCAAAUGAAGUACUCAGACCGUUGUCUGGCUCUAUUGGCGCACAUGCCAGUGGUCCACCUCGCAAGCGGAGACGUCUGCAGUUCGGCGCUGCUGAUGAAGGCGCCAAUGAGCGGAUGAAUGACAUCAAGGAGCUAGCGGAGCGAACACACGCCUCGACCCAUCUUGCCCAGAGAUCAGACAGGCGCAAAGCCUCACAAGUCCAGAGCUUGGUAGAUCUGUCGUUGGACAAGCUAGGCAGGUCACUGCGAAAGGUGUUGAGGGCAUGCGCAGAUGAAGAGAACGAUGACCUUGCAAAGAGCGUACUGCGCGCCAUCGCCGACUUGCCCAACAACUUUUCCGAACGAUUGCUGCAGAUCACGCUGGAGCAUGAUCCAAGCUGCCUGUCUGCUGGCGUGCUGGGCAAGCUCUUCUUGCGCGUGCAUACAGAACGGGUCGAUCUGCUGGGGACCCGCGUCGGUGUCACACAUGAGAUCUUGAACAGGCUAGCUCAAUGCUCACAGCUGCGACAGCUUUCGCUCGCAGACCAGACUGAGCUUACCGACUUUACUUUGGCGCCAUUACUGAAGGCGCUUCGGAAGCUCGAACGGCUGGAUUUGAGGCGAUGUGCCAAAGUGGGCGACAAGUCUAUCAUACAAGCCGCGCAAAGUUCUGGCCAGUCACUCGUCUAUCUGAACUUGAAUCAUACUGCCAUCACCAUCAAAAGCCUUGUUAGCAUCAUAUCACGGGGUGCGAAGCUCGAAACGCUCAAGCUCGAAAGUAUGUCGGGCUUCACGGACAGGAACAUCAGCGCGAUGAUGACGAAAGCGACCGAGCAUGCAGCUGCUUUUCGCCAUGCGCCUCCAUCCAACCUCAAGAACCUCAAAGUCAAGGGCACGGCUAUUGGCGACGUCGGCUUGGGGCAUCUGCUGUCAUUCUGUCCUUUGCUCGAGUCACUGGACAUCUCCAAUACGUCUAUCAGCGCACUUGAUCUGCUUUAUCGGGCCCUUACCGCAGGCAGUCACGGCUGGCAAUUGAGAUCUCUGAGUAUGUCGGUCAUACCAGUAUCGUCGAAUCUGCUGCGCGACUUCGCCAAGAAGCUGUCCAUUCUGUCAGAGCCAGCGCGGUCAAACCUCAGCAAGCUCAAAAUGGAUCGCCUGCUUGAGACGAGCCGGAUCGUGUCCACGAAUGUCGAAACAGGCGCUUUCGAAGCUAGUAUGGCUGCCAUCACUUCGCUCGCACCGCUCGACAAACUCGGCUUCGCGCAUCAGACGGUGCUCUUCAAUGACUCGACCAAGCCAAGCCAGCUUCUGAGCGCUUGUAAAGACGCGCAGCCGCAAUACCUGGACUUGUCGGGCUUGCCUCUGCCUGCGCAUGCCUUCGAAAGCUGGCAGUCUGACGAUGGCUCGCCUACCAUGCCUCGUCUGGAGCAUCUUCACCUGGACAAUUGCCAUAUCGACGAUGAAGUCCUUAUCAUCCUUGCCGCCAAUUGUCCGAAUCUGCGAUCUCUGCACAUGGACUCUGCGCGCAUCACGGAGUCUUGCUUGCGACAGGUGGUGGCCGAGAUGCCUUAUAUCGAUACGCUGAAUCUCAAAGGUUGCCGGAGCAUCACGCCUGCCAUCCUGAGACGCACGUUCUUUGCCACAUGA
Molecule: messenger RNA, 1743 nt
Organism: Mixia osmundae IAM 14324
Lineage: Eukaryota; Fungi; Basidiomycota; Mixiomycetes; Mixiales; Mixiaceae
Exons: 2
Coding region: 1-1743 (580 amino acids)
Biological process (GO): SCF-dependent proteasomal ubiquitin-dependent protein catabolic process
Cellular component (GO): SCF ubiquitin ligase complex
Source: RefSeq, a predicted model, not a curated record